GAGUGACAAUCUAGAGUUCUAGACAACCAUUUUUAGUGUUUACAGUUUUACUCUCCCCAAAUGUCAAAAUCUGUCAAGAUUUACCACGAAACAAAUUGUUGCAAUACCAGAUCCAAAGCAAACGGCAUGCUGUAGUGUGAAAGCAAGCAGAAGUUACAGUGAUCAAUUUUGCAUCUUCUUCGUCUUCCUUCUUGCAGUCGAAGAAGACGACUGCACCAAAAAUGGUGGCUCCUAAGAACUCCUCCUCUCCUUCUCUCCCCAAAUCCGGCGCAAUUUCCAAGGGCUACAACUUCGCUUCCACUUGGGAACAGAAUACUCCAUUGACAGAGCAACAGCAAUCAGCGAUCGUUGCCUUGUCUCAUGCUGUUGCUGAGCGUCCCUUUCCUCCCAAUUUGACGCAGGAUCGAGUUCCGGGGCAGGGACAUGGUUUAUCCAUUGAUACUCAGGACAGUGUUGCUGAUAGUUCUGCUGCCAUUGAGGCUGUUUUGGUCAACACAAAUCAGUUUUAUAAAUGGUUCACAGAUCUCGAAGCAGCAAUGAAAUCAGAGACAGAGGAAAAGUAUAGACAUUAUGUGGAUACUUUGAUACAGCGCAUUCAAACUUGUGAUGGUAUACUUCGGCAGGUGGAUGAUACCCUUGAACUGUUUAAUGAGCUACAGUUUCAACAUCAAGCAGUGGCAACUAAGACUAAAACUCUUCAUGAUGCUUGUGAUAGGCUGCUGAUAGAAAAGCAGAGAUUGAUUGAAUUUGCAGAUGCUCUUCGGAGCAAGCUUAGCUACUUUGAUGAAUUGGAGAACAUUUCAACAAGCUUUUAUUCCCCUAGCAUGAGUGUUGGAAAUCGUGACUUUCUUCCUCUGCUGAAGCGGCUAGAUGAGUGCAUAUCAUAUGUUGAGAGCAACCCCCAAUAUGCAGAAUCCAGUGUCUACUUGGUCAAAUUCCGGCAGCUCCAGUCACGAGCAUUGAAUGCGAUACGGUCUCAUAUCCAGUCAGUCCUCAAAAAUGCCUCAUCUCAGGUUCAUGAUGCAAUACGGAAUAUUGGUGGCAGUAAACCAGCUGUCUCUGAAAGCGUGGAGGCAUCCGUUAUCUAUGUCCGUUUCAAGGCUGCUGCAAGUGAGCUCAAAAUUGUAUUGGAGGAAAUUGAGAGUAGAUCAUCGCGGAAAGAGUAUUCCCAGCUUCUCGCAGAAUGCCACAAGUUGUACAGCGAGCAGAGGCUUUCAUUGCUGAAAGGCAUUGUGCAGCAGCGAAUAUCUGACUUUUCUAAGAAAGAGGCAUUGCCAUCAUUGACUCGGUCUGGUUGUGCGUACUUGGCUCAGGUUUAUCAGCUCGAACACCAACUUUUUAGUCAUUUUUUCCCGGCUUCUUCAGAGGAUGUUUCAAGUUUGGCUUCUUUGAUAGAUCCUCUGUGCACUUACUUAUAUGAUACCCUACGCCCAAAGUUUAUUCAUGAAACAAAUAUAGAUUUCCUCUGUGAACUUGUUGAUGUGCUGAAAGUAGAGGUCCUUGGAGAGCAGCUCAGUAGACGAAGUGAAUCAUUAGCUGGUCUGCGGCCAACUUUUGAAAGAAUUUUGGCUGAUGUACAUGAACGACUUACAUUUCGCGCUCGGACUCAUAUUCGUGAUGAAAUAGCAAAUUAUUUUCCUGCUAAUGAAGACUUGGAUUAUCCUGCAAAGCUGGAACAAUCCCCUGAGGUUAUAGAGGAAGCUCAAACUAGUGAAGAGAAUCAAGAUGUCUUCAAAUCAUGGUACCCGGCCUUGGAAAAAACUCUGUCCCUGCUGUCAAAAUUGUAUCGAUGUUUAGAACCAGGCGUUUUCACUGGUCUAGCUCAGGAAGCAGUGGAAGUCUGUUCUUUGUCCGUUCAAAAAGCAAGUAAACUCAUAUCACAGAGAUCGUCGCCAAUGGAUGGGCAACUUUUCCUGAUAAAGCAUCUUCUAAUCUUAAGAGAGCAGAUUGCACCAUUUGAUAUAGAAUUUUCGGUCACGCAUAAGGAGCUCGAUUUCUCUCAUUUGCUGGAUCAUCUUAGACGACUUCUUAGAGGACAAGCCUCUCUAUUUGAUUGGUCAAGAUCAUCAUCAUUGGCAAGGACCUUUUCUCCGCGAGUUCUGGAAAGUCAAGUAGAUGCUAAGAAGGAUUUGGAGAAAAUUCUUAAAUCCACUUGUGAAGAAUUCAUAAUGUCGGUGACAAAGAUAAUAGUGGAUCCGCUGCUUUCAUUUGUGGCCAAGGUGACAGCUGUGAAAGUUGCAGUUUCUGCUGGCAAUCAAAACCAAAAACUUGAGACUGUCGGAGUGAAGCCUCUAAAGGAGCAAGCUUUUGCGACCCCGGAAAAGGUGUCAGAACUAGUUUUGAAGGUGAACUCUAUGAUACAGCAGGAGUUACCAAAAGUGAUAAAGAAAAUGAAGCUUUAUCUUCUAAAUCCAUCAACACGGACAAUACUUUUCAAGCCAAUAAAGACAAAUAUAUUGGAAGCUCAUACACAGGUACAAUCGCUUCUAAAGUCAGAGUACUCAAAAGAAGAGAUAGAGAGCAUCAAUGUGGUUUCUACAGAGGAUUUACAGGUACAACUUGACAGCCUACUCUAGGAAUUGUCUAUGCGUGAAUCAAAGCCAUAUACUUCAACUAUUAGGAAUUGUUCAUAUUAAAUCUACAGAUGAGAUUAUAUUUCCAGGAGUGAUGAUUCAUUGUUCACAAGAUAUGAGUUAAUACAUAUUUUGAGUUCUAUUAUAUUAUCGUAGAUGGAUUUACCUAUGUUUGUUUCACUUGUAUUAUAUCUUUUGCAAUAUUUUUUCUAAGCACCAAAUUCUUUUUGUUGGAUCUGAGUA
Molecule: messenger RNA, 2816 nt
Organism: Spinacia oleracea (spinach)
Lineage: Eukaryota; Viridiplantae; Streptophyta; Magnoliopsida; Caryophyllales; Amaranthaceae
Product: conserved oligomeric Golgi complex subunit 3
Exons: 25
Coding region: 222-2576 (784 amino acids)
Biological process (GO): intracellular protein transport; Golgi organization; intra-Golgi vesicle-mediated transport
Cellular component (GO): COG complex; membrane; cis-Golgi network
Source: RefSeq, a predicted model, not a curated record